AGGAAAUGUCAGCGGUCGGUGCGCGUCCACUGCCCCUCUUUCUCGGUCCUUACCAAACCUGCAAAUUCCCAGGCUCGGCUUAAACUUGGGAGAUGUCGCAACCCAGUUGUGGGGAGGACGUUCGCUAGAGAAGUGCCCAGCUCAGGGCUCUCCAAAGGAGCGGUGCGGAGCAAAUUGUCUCCUGGGGACCGGAGGGGCUUGCCCAGACAGCCCCCGGCAGGGGAUGUGGUGGGAUAUGCUAAUACCGAGCGGCCGCUGCGGACCAGCCUCCCUUUACAUGUAUAUAUAAGGGCCCCCCGCAUCAGCCAAAGGACACUUCGUCUCGGGGUCGCUAAUUACUGAGGAAUUGGCCCAGCGCGCUGCGGAGCUCCUCGCCCAGAGCCGGUGGCUGCCGCCCCACACCGACGCCUCCGCUGCAGGGAUGGAGGUGAUGGACAGCUGCCAGUUCUCCCCGUCCGAGCUCUUCUAUGACAGCUCCUGCCUCUCCUCCCCGGAGGGCGAGUUCCCCGAGGAUUUUGAGCCCCGGGACCUGCCUCCCUUCGGCGCCCACGACCCCCCCGAGCCCGCCUGCUCCGAGGAAGAGGAGCACGUCCGAGCUCCCACCGGCCACCACCAGGCCGGCCACUGCCUCAUGUGGGCUUGCAAAGCCUGCAAGAGAAAAUCCACCACAAUGGACCGGCGGAAGGCGGCCACCAUGAGGGAGAGGAGGAGGCUGAAGAAAGUGAACCAGGCUUUUGAGACGCUGAAGAGAUGCACCACCGCCAACCCCAACCAAAGACUCCCCAAAGUGGAUCUGAGAAACGCCAUCAGAUACAUCGAGAGCCUCCAGGAGCUCUUGAGGGAACAGGUAGAAAACUACUACCACCUGCCGGGACAGAGCUGCUCCGAACCGACCAGCCCCACUUCCAGCUGCUCCGACGGGAUGGCCGACUGCGGCAGCCGUUGGUCGGCGAGAGGCAGCAGCUUCGACGCCGUCUACUGCUCCGAGAUGGCCCACGGGUAUGCCGCCGAGCAGGGCAGCGCCCUGUCCAGCCUGGAUUUCUCCAGCAUCGUGGACCGCCUCUCCCCGGCGGAGGAACCGGGGCUGCCCCUCCGCGACGCCGACUCCCUCUCGCCCAGCGCCAGCAUCGACUCGGGGCCGGGGACGCCCGGGACGCCGCCGCCCCGACGGACCUACCAGGCGCUAUGAGGGGGCCCGGGGGGGGGGCCGGUACCCCGAGCCUUGUCGCUGCUCCCCC
This is a messenger RNA of Harpia harpyja (harpy eagle), 1238 nucleotides long. RefSeq names its product myogenic factor 5 (gene MYF5). The record is from RefSeq and is a predicted model, not a curated record. Gene Ontology annotation, biological process: positive regulation of myoblast differentiation; muscle organ development; regulation of transcription by RNA polymerase II. Gene Ontology annotation, molecular function: DNA-binding transcription factor activity, RNA polymerase II-specific; RNA polymerase II cis-regulatory region sequence-specific DNA binding; protein dimerization activity. Lineage: Eukaryota; Metazoa; Chordata; Aves; Accipitriformes; Accipitridae.